AUGGCAGAAGGGGAUGCCCGGGCGAUGGAGAAGGCCGGUUUUAUUCAAACCGCAUCAAAGCCACCCACUACUGGUUGGGUGAUGCCUUUUGCAGUCGUGGGGGAAAAACCGUCUGGCCCACGGCGACGUUUCAUAGCAUGGCCAAAAGCUAAAAAUGAACAAGAGGACUACGAGGGUAUGGUUCCUCUAGGGCGCACUUCCCGUUACCUGGGUGCGGUGUGCGAUGGGGCUGCCGCCAUUUUAGAUCUCAAGGCAUCCUUUUUCCAGGUGGGUUUGCCAGCCGAAAGACGCAGAAAUUUCCGUUGCCGCACGGAGAAGGGGGAGCUCGUUGAAAUCACGCGGCUCCCAAUAGGGUAUAAAUGUAGUCCGGAAAUCGCGUACACGAUCUCAAGGGUUUUGGCGGGGGACCCCGAGGUGGUUAAACCGCGUUAUGCGGCCCCGCCGGAGUUAACUCUACACGUGUAG
Molecule: messenger RNA, 465 nt
Organism: Trypanosoma grayi
Lineage: Eukaryota; Euglenozoa; Kinetoplastea; Trypanosomatida; Trypanosomatidae
Product: rab1 small GTP-binding protein
Exons: 1
Coding region: 1-465 (154 amino acids)
Source: RefSeq, a predicted model, not a curated record